GUGAUAUGAGCAAUAGAUCGUAGAAAAACAAUUCCUAAUUCUUAAUUUUUUACCUUACAAUAAUAAAAUAUGCUCAAGUAAAAACUACUAUCGUCCCGGGAAGCUUCUUGGAGUGUGGAUUCCUUCUCCAAGUUCCCUGGUCAGAAAUGAAAAAAAGUGAUGGAGAAAAUCCACUGUGAUAUUCUGAGAAAGUAUAGAAGAGCAAUUAUUGACGAUGUCGAUGUUCAUAAUGGGAUAAUAAAACCCCUUACAACUGAGUACAUCCUCAAGGAUGAUGACGUCAGGAGAAUUCUUAAUGGUAAUACGAAGGAGGAAAGGGUUUCCAUAUUGCUGGAUUUACUUCCAAGAUGUGGGCCCUUUGCAUUCGAUGUCUUCAAUCAGGCACUUAAGCACCAUUAUGGAUGGUUAAGUGUUUAUAUGGAAAGACACUUGGAAAGGACUCGAAUGACGGCUAGUGAUACAGGAAUCCAUUUCAAUGAUCUUCCUCCAGUGCCACCUCUUCCUGUAACCAGAGAAGAAAAGGUAAAUCAGUUCAAGCUAGAGUUACAAAAACUACAACCAGGAAAACACCUUGCUCUCCACGGUUUAAAAGGAUUCGGAAAAUCAUGUUUAACCGUGAUUACCCUGAAGGAUGCAAAUCUAGUUGCCGAUUUUUUCCAGAAUGAAAUCUACUGGAUGAAGUUUUGCUACAACGCACACAAGUUAGAAAAAAGAGAAAUGUUAGACGAACGGAAGAUUGACGAGGAUAUUCUGAUUCAGCUCAACGUACUAUAUCAACGAAUAAAAAAGUCUGACACUCUCCCUACGCCCUUAAAAUCUGAACCGUUAAAGGAAUGCCUAAUACGAUUAAUAAAACUGCAUUUUUGUCAGAGACAACACGAAAAUGCUCUAUUAAUUUUAGACGAUGUUUGUCAUAAAAAAAUCGUUGAUACUUUUGACUUCGGGUGCAAGAUUCUCGUAAUUACUGACGACCUUUCCGUUGUAAAACAUAAACAUCCAAUAACAUUUAAGGUACAUGAUGGAUUUACAGAAGCCGAAUCCUUGGGCCUUUUUGCAAAAGUUUUGGAUGUAUCGGUUGAUAGGCUACCACCUGAGGCCAAAAAAAUCCACGAUGAAUGCAAAGGAAUGCCUUUGCUUAUUUCGAUGUUCUCUGCACAAUUUGAAGACUUUAAGGAACAGAUGAUCGAUGAUCGUGCAAGAUGGAAAUAUUAUUUAAAAACUCUGCGUAAAAGAGAACCAGAAAAUAGAGCAAUUCAAAAACGAACAGCAAUUUUCGAUAUGUGCAUCAACAAGCUCCAAUCUGAGCUGAAAGAUCUUUAUUACGAAUUAUCUAUCUUUAGUGAAGACGUUAACAUCAUGCCGAAGACUCUUGAGAUUUUAUGGGGAGUCGAGCCUUUUGACGUCGACGAAAAAAUGCUAGUUCUCUGCCACAAAUCACUUGCAGCGAGACAAUGGAAUGACGAAUUAAAAAGUUACGUCUACGGAGUUCACGAUCUUCUACUCAGUCAUCUACGAAUGAAACUAAAUCCACAAAUGUUGAAAGAAAGACAUCGAUCCUUUAUCCAAAAAUAUCGGGAUGCUUGCAAAGAUGAUUUUUCAAAACUGCCUGAUGAUAAUUACAGUUAUUCCUAUAUUGGUCAUCAUCUGGAGCAAGCACAAUUGUACGAGCUUUUUGAUAAAGUCUAUUUAAAUCUGGAAUUCGUCCAGGCGAAAAUUGUAAACGCAGGAUUGAGUGAUUUGCUGAUUGAUUUAGAAAAAUACGAGAAGUUUAUCACUAGGAAUUAUUCUGAGGAACUACAGAUUAAAUUGGACGAUCUGGAAAAAUUCCUGAAAGAUCACAUGAGUAUUUUGACGAAACAUGGCAUUCGAAAAUGCCUUGAUGUAGUUCAAGUGGCUUUGUAUCACGCCGAAGAAGGAUUUGUGAUGGAGCAAGCUCGAGAAUUAGCAAGCAAACGAUCUUCUAAUCUUUAUUUGUCUCGUUCGAAGCAUUUAGGAAAUGGUAGUGUUCAAUCAACUGAAAAUAUUUCUACCGAGUCGACUAUUGACACUUUCAUCGAAGACGUCUCUACAAUUUGCUUCACAGACGAUUCUAAUGCACUUCUGAUAGCAACUAAAAAUGGUGAGAUUGUCGAAAAAAACUUUAAAAUGAGAAAGACGAAUUACAUCUACGGAUUUCAGAAGAAGAAAAUCACGAAGCUGCUUUUAGCGAAUCAUGAAAACUAUUUCCUCGCGCUCAGCGAUGAAGGAAAAGCAAAGCUUUUUUCCCUUAAUGAUGAAGAAAGUUCAGAUGAUGGAAAAAGGGUUCAGAGUCCGCGAGAAAAGCAAACUUGCUGGACUGGAAUUUUCAGCAGCAAGUUUACCCAGGAUGAUAGUUUGCACACUUUUUUGAUUCAGGAUGAUGUCCUUUCAGACGUUGCGUUUUCUCCCAAGGAUAAAUACAUUGCAGGUUGUACGUCAAAGGGCAUUAUCAAAAUUUGGAAAAGAAGCGGAGAGGAAUUUCAAACGAUUUCAAUGAGCAAUAACUGUUGUUUAAAGAAACUCACCUUCACAUUAGAUGCACUUCAAAAUGUGCUUUUGCACGUUAUGGAUGAGAACAAUUGCGUUCUAAUAACAUAUAAAUUUUUUAAGAACGUUUUUGAAUACAAGUCCUCUUAUAAUCCGCAAAUUCGACAAAGAAAUCAGGAUAUGAAGAUCGUAUUCUUUAAAGGAUUGCCUCGAGAGAAUAAUUCAUUGAUUUUGGUUACCAAAAACAAGGCAGUGCACAUCAAGUGGCUUCAAUCACCGACACAUGAUCAUCAGCUUCACAGUUACAUGAAACAGGAAAAGGCUGAGAUUGAUGAUCCAAAUACGGUUUUUGUUAGUGCAACUGUGACUUAUGACGGGCAAUAUUUGAUUACUGCAAAAUCUGAUGGGUUCAUUAAUGUAUGGGAGAUCCACAGCAGUUUUGAACCUGUAGCUGUUUACAAAGGAAAGAUCUUUUGCUUAGAUACGUACUGGAUAGAGGACGAAGGAUAUCAUUUGUUCUGCGGAAACGAGAAUAGACUGAUUCAUAAGUGGGAACUGAAGGAAAUCGAAGUGCCGAAACCCUUAAGCAAACCGUUGUUCAACGCUUUGAUGAAACCAUUGGGAGAAGAAGACGUGGUCGUUAGACAAACAUCAAGAAACAAUAUUUCUGUAAUCAAAGGAAGUCAGGCAUCUUGGAAAAGUAUGGCUGAAACAGGUUUAAUUGAUGGAUCAGUAAACACCAUGCUCCUGACUCCGGAUGGUACUACAUUAAUAUACGAUGUUGUCAAGGAACAAAAACAAGAAAUUUUCCUUUUCAGUAUCAAAAUGGAAACCUCCAUCUGCAUCAUGACACUCAAGCAAACUUCUAACUUUAUCAAGAUCAUCAACAACUUCGAGACUGGUGUUGCAAUCAUCUUUCAAGAAAAUAACAAAAACAAUUUGAGGGUAUGGCAACAUUCUAGAGUGUGUUAUGUAGUCCAAGACACUGGAGAUGUUAUCUCAAUCCACGAAAUGGAGAAGAAUCGAGUUUUGACAGUUGCAAGAAAUUUUGUUAUCAAGUACUGGGAUGUCUGCGGUUUUGACUGGCAACUAAUCUACAUACAAAAUUACUGUUCAGCAAAUUCAACAGCAGUCAGCAGCAAUUUGAGUCCCGGGCAAUCCUACUUAGCAUUGCUGAAUGAAGACCGAAAAGACAUGGUGCUUUACAAUCUAACGAAAGAUAUACAAGUGGUACCAGCCCAAGUAUCGAUCAAUGUUUACCACGAGACCUGUUGUUUUGGCGAUAGGGUGUCAUGUUUCGAGUUUUCCGAAGACGAAAAAUACUUGGCGAUUGGCUUUGACAAUGGCGACAUCUCUAUUCUAGACGUAGCAGAGAAAAUUGAAGUUCGAAAGAUUUCCUUCCACUGCAAUCCGGUUACGGAAUUUCAUUGGGCUCCAGCUGAAUUCAAGUUUCCAAUUUUAUUAUCGGUAAAUACCGAUGAUAUGAUAUGGUGGAACGUAUCACCUGUUAUCGAUAAAGUUAACAAAAGAAAAAGUCGAAUGGGUCGAAGCAUAAGCAUGCAGGAUGUUCCCAGUCCUCGAUCGAGUUUUCGAUUUAAGAAUAGCCAAAGCAUCGAAAGCAAGUUAAGUAUAGCAACAAAUGGUACUAAUGGUAAUAUUGUGGCUAAUGGUGCAAAUGGUACUAAUGGCACUAAUGGUACUCAUGAUACCAACGGUAUUGCAAAUGGUCAAUCAACAAAUGGCAACGGAACCACAGUCGAAAAAGCUGAUUUAGUUGAAUAUUUUUGGCAAACUAAAAGAAUUAAGGAUCAAUCAGGCUUGUUGGUUUUGGUUCCCUUGCCAUCAAACAACGCAAAAGUUUGCGUUUCGAAGGAUUUUAAAAAGUUUCUAACAGUUGAUAAUAAGGGAUAUGUCAGUACUUUUGACCCUUUUGGGCUAUUGGAUAUUUUGUAGUAUGUCGUAUGCUCAUCUGCUCAGUAGCUAAUUUUAAGCUGAGACUGAGCAGCAAAAAAUAAUCUAUUGUGAUAAAAUAAUCCAGUGAUUGUUUGUAAAAGAGACAACUCAGAAGUCUUGAUGUAAGUCGAGCCGAGCGGAUAAGAGACGGACUUUAAACUAGUUUUCAAAAAAGUAGCUAAAAACUAAAAAAAUAAAGUUGCAGUCUGUCUCUCUUUAGAAUAAAUUUUUUUGGGCUUGAUUCUAUCAAGACUAAAUCACCUUGAAAUAUGCCAGGAAUAUACGAACAAAUCUGUUGUUUUUUUUUUAUGUGGAGAAGAGAUUAGGUUCUCUUAAUUUGUAUCCUACAUUAAGUUAAUUGUUUUACGUAAUUUUUUUACGUAAUUCUGAUUUGCAUUUAAAUGGAUGUUAAACGAAUACUUGCUCAAUUUUUUACAAUUAUCAUUAUUACUGAUAUCAACACUGUCACAAGCAUUUAACAGAAAUAGAUUUUUUAGCAUUUCAGAAACUAGAACGGAACCGUAUUUCUUUUUUUUUUUUUGCAUUUAUUUAUUUUGCAACAAAACAAACAUACACAUGUAUUAUAAGUUUUGUCAGAUCUCAAUCCAGCAACAGGGGACUGUUUUUAUACGAUUUUAUAAUUUUAAAGUUUUACAAUUUACACACUUUAUACUCAAAACUUUUUUUUAUCGGCACUAAAAAGGAGCAAAUAUUCUAUCUCGUUUUAUCGCUAUAAAUUGUAGAAAUUUAUAUAAGCGAUUUUGUAUUCGUAGAAUGUUUAGUUUUUAAUUAUAAGGUUGACUAUAAUAGUCAUACGACAUUUAAAAUUUUUUUCCAUAUUAUAAAGAAUUUUGAAAUCUCAGUUUAUUUAGCUUUCAUGAAAAGCCAAAUAUCCAAGCUUCUUUUCAAGAGGUAAAAAAGUACAUUUUUUGUACUUAAAAGUAUAUUUGCUAAUACUGCGAUCAAGAAGGUGCCUUAUGUAGUCAAGUAAAUUUGAGAUUAAUAGAUUCAAGAUAGUUAUUAAGAAACUGGAAAUCUUCAUACUUAAUAGUAUGUAUAAUUUUUAUCUAUAUAAAAUUGUUAUCUUAUUUUGGAGUAAAAUUAAUUUGAAAAUGGAAGUCGAAGAUUCUAAUUAGUAAAUUUCAAAUACGUUUUAAUUAAACACUAAUUUUCAAUUCUUAGAAUUUUAUUCAGCAGUAUCACAAAUUCAAGCGAUUCUUUCAUUUCUACUGUGAUAAUAUCAUCGAAAAAAUUCGAGCGAUUAUUAAGCUUUCUUCGACUUGUAAAUUUUUCCAUUCGAAAUCUGUUGUCCUUCCCGAGUCUGAGAUUUCUUGCCAUUAUAAUUAAGAGCCAUAAACUUUCCAGUCUUUUUUAAAAACAUCAAAUGGAAACAAACUUUUUUACCAGUGAUUGUACUUUUUACUGUAACCAUAGUUUUUUGGGUAAAGUUAAACAGAAUAAACAGGGUUCUCAGACAAAGGGAAGGUUUUAAAAAUAACUUAUGAACUUGAAGUUCAAUGGUGCAUUUUUUUAAGGGUCAGUGCAUUCUUUCAUUAUAUUACAUAAUUUAUAAAUUUAGAUAAGAGAAUCUAGUGAAUACGACAUCUUCCAGACUAACUAUUAGUCUGGAAGAUGUCGUAUUUAUUAGGUUCUCUUACCUAAAUUUUUAAAUUAUAAAUUUUUUCCAGACGUAAAAAAGAAAAUUUUAUUCUUUUUAUAUACUGUAUAUUAAAUAUAUAUUAUACGCCAUAAUUAUUUGUGUAUAGAAAUAUGUAGUAGAUUUUGUGCUAGGUACAUACUGUAUUUGUACCCAAAUGUGAUAUCUGACUCUGUUUCUACUUGUUCCAAAAUACUAAAUUUAUAAAUCAAAUUUUAAAAACCAUUUUAAAUUGUUGUUCUACAAAAAUCUAAUUUAUAAAUAAUGCUUGAGAAUCGUGGAAACCGAGAUGGAAACAUAGUCUUUGGAAAUACCAAUUAUUGUAAAUGGUGCAAUUUAAAGAGCAAUAGAGUUUUUCACAAGAAUGUUGAAAAUUGAUCUCUCAAUGCUUGUCAGUCUAAUUGUAAGGUAGUCAGAGUAAAAUUUUAUCGAUUUUAAAUAUUUUGGUUCAAUUAGAAGUUGCUAGUGUGGCCCAGAAUAUUCGGGAAAGUAUAGAAGGCACAUAUUGUGCAUGAUUAUUUUUUUAAAUAUAAAUAAUAAGUAUAUAUUUAUUGCUCUGAAUUUAUGUAUACUUAUAUAGUUUAUAUUAUGUUUUAUCUAUGUAAAGGAUACAGAGGAUAUGUGAUUGAAGUCCUUUCAUAAAAAAAAUUUGAUGAUUUUAUCUACUUAGUAAUUUUAGAUAUUUAAAUUAGUUAAAAUCUCAAUUAAUCGAAAUUCAUUUUAGUCAAGUCAUAUAUAAAAACAAACAUCACAAAUUUCGAUUAUAAUUUUGUAUACGUAGCUAAAUGUGAUUUCCUAUCUCUUUUUCUUUUUUUAUAAGACAUGAAUGAUUUAUCCUCUGCAUUCCAUGUUAAUCUUCAUCUUCCAAAAAAUAGCUUGGAUUUUUAUAGUUAUUGCUUAGUACUAAGUUGUGAG
Belonocnema kinseyi is the source of this 7030-nucleotide messenger RNA. RefSeq names its product apoptotic protease-activating factor 1-like. The transcript is spliced from 12 exons. Gene Ontology annotation, molecular function: ADP binding; protein binding. The record is from RefSeq and is a predicted model, not a curated record. Bases 160 to 4458 code for a protein of 1432 amino acids. Gene Ontology annotation, biological process: regulation of apoptotic process. Lineage: Eukaryota; Metazoa; Arthropoda; Insecta; Hymenoptera; Cynipidae.